AUGAACCUCGAUAUCUACCCAAGGCGGGAAGAGGAGGAAAAGAAAGCAUCACGAGUGGGUACAGCGGUCUGGCAGGCGAUGCAAGCAUUUGCGACAAUAACAGAGACAACUCAGAACAGCGAGGAUGUCGCAGAUGAGAUGAAAGACAGCGGAAAUUCAGGCCACGAAAUUAUCACAGAUGAAUCCGAAGCCAGUGGAGACUCGGAUGGAGAAGAUGAUGAAGCCGACAAUUUUGAAGCAAUACAGGAUUAUGGUAGUAGUCUCGGUGUUCAACAGGUUUCGGCGAUGCUCGAUACGCCUGCACACUAG
This is a messenger RNA of Alternaria burnsii, 309 nucleotides long. RefSeq lists its product as uncharacterized. Lineage: Eukaryota; Fungi; Ascomycota; Dothideomycetes; Pleosporales; Pleosporaceae. The transcript has a single exon. Bases 1 to 309 code for a protein of 102 amino acids. The record is from RefSeq and is a predicted model, not a curated record.